GCUUAACCAGAAACUUGUGUGGGUGGAAUGCAAGGAUCACUUGCGUGGGUAGACUUCAGAAGCUUUUUUGAUGGAGCAAGUACUGGCCAGCUUUAGGAUAAUAUGAUCAACUCUCAUCUUGGGAGAAACUAGUACAGUAGAGAUCCAAGUACCACCACAGAGUCUUUCUCUGCUAUUGCAGAGGUGGCUUUUGCAGAGGUUUCCUGGCAGAACAAAUGUGUGCAAAGCAGCAGCAGACCCUGCUCCCCACAAGAGCUGCACAUGGGAGGCUUCAUAGAAACAGAGAUGCUGUGGCCUGGCCCUUUUCUACGCUCUGCAGAGUCUCUGGCCCAACUUUGUUCCAAAUGACCUUUACUGCUGCUCUUUGGGUUGCUGUAUUUGGCAAAUGUGGUCCACCACCUGCUAUACCCAAUGCCCUGCCAGCAAGUGACGUGAAUCGGACAGACUUCGAAAGUCACACCACCCUGAAAUACGAAUGCCUCCCUGGCUAUGGUAGGGGAAUAUCAAGGAUGAUGGUUUACUGCAAACCUUCGGGAGAAUGGGAGAUUUCUGUCUCCUGUGCCAAAAAACAUUGCCGUAAUCCAGGAUAUUUAGAUAAUGGAUAUGUAAAUGGAGAGACUAUCACUUUUGGAUCACAGAUAGAAUUCAGCUGCCAGGAAGGAUUUAUCUUAGUUGGCUCAUCCACUAGUUCUUGUGAGGUCCGAGGCAAAGGAGUUGCCUGGAGUAAUCCUUUCCCAGAAUGUGUAAUUGUAAAGUGUGGGCCCCCUCCAGACAUCAGCAAUGGGAAGCACAGUGGUACAGAAGACUUCUACCCAUAUAACCAUGGAAUCUCCUAUACCUGUGAUCCCGGCUUCAGGCUCGUUGGCAGCCCCUUCAUAGGCUGCACUGUGGUGAACAAAACAGUACCUGUUUGGAGCUCAAGCCCUCCUACCUGUGAAAAGAUCAUCUGUUCUCAGCCAAAUAUUUUACAUGGUGUAAUUGUUUCUGGAUAUAAAGCUACCUAUACACACAGAGACUCUGUUAGAUUGGCCUGCCUGAAUGGGACUGUCCUCAGAGGCAGACAUGUCAUCGAGUGUCAAGGUAAUGGCAAUUGGAGUUCUCUCCCGACUUGUGAGUUCGACUGUGAUUUACCGCCUGCCAUUGUCAAUGGAUAUUAUACUAGUAUGGUCUACUCUAAGAUAACUCUGGUUACAUAUGAAUGUGAUAAAGGAUACAGACUGGUUGGAAAGGCAAUCAUCUCCUGCAGCUUUUCAAAGUGGAAAGGGACAGCUCCACAGUGUAAAGCUCUAUGUCAGAAACCAGAGGUAGGAAAUGGAACGCUGUCUGAUGAGAAAGAUCAGUAUGUUGAGUCUGAAAAUGUCACCAUCCAAUGUGACUCUGGCUUUGCCAUGCUGGGUUCCCAAAGCAUCAGUUGUUCAGAGAGUGGAACCUGGUAUCCAGAGGUGCCCAGAUGUGAGCAGGAGGCCUCUGAAGACCUUAAGCCUGCGCUUACAGGCAACAAGACCAUGCAGUAUGUGCCAAAUUCACACGAUGUGAAAAUGGCUCUGGAGAUCUACAAGCUGACUCUGGAGGUUGAACUACUACAGCUCCAGAUACAAAAGGAGAAACACACUGAAGCACACUGACCGGGAGUUAUGACUGUAUGUUCUCUUAAGGAGGAAGUAGCGUCUCAUUGGCUUUCUGACUUCAGUUCCAAACAGAUUGCCUGCAGUUACCAACCUUUGUAAUGCUGGCACCAAUGUUCAUGAUAAUAAAUAUCUGCUUAGAAUAAUUCAUUAAUUAUGUUAUAAUUAAUAGGUAGUAAAUCUAUGAAACUAUCAUCUUGUGGCUCAUAAAUUUGCUUUUCUGAAUGCAAUGUGUACAUUUUGAAUGUGUGAAUUAAAAGUCAAUUUUGCUCUUGUCAUCCACUUACUUCUAUAUACAAUUAAUAAUACAUUUAUUUAAAAAUCUGAGGUGCACAAUUCACUUUGGCUCACUCACACUGUUGUGUCCCUAGACUGCUCAGUCUCUCACUGUCUCACACGUGCACAUCACCCAUGUCCUUAGAGUUCAGAGUUACUCUAAACAUUUCUCAUACCCCUUUCUACACACAUCCAGCCCAGUCUAGGCUACCCACGGAACGAUACCCAGCCUCCUGUUAACUGUGGCGAUGUGCAAGCCAUCAUGAUGGGAAGUCAUGUAGUCUCUUGGACCUUACUCCAACCUGAAAGAAGGACGUUUAAAGGACUGAUGACCAUGAAGACUACAACAGCCAUCUGUGAAUUCUCAAAGUUUCUCUCUGAUUUGAUCAGCAUUUCCCUAAAUAUUGAAUUAACAUUGCUGGAGCUACACUCCCGAUACCCAGAGAGAAAGCCUGUACCACUGUCGUUUGCAUCUGUGUUCUCUUUGUAGGCACCAUCCUUGCUCCCUCUGAGCCUUCCUCAUUCGUGUCUGAGUGCUUCCCAUUGUCACUUCACAUGGAACCCUGAAUUGUUUUUACACUAAUGAAAUUAGUCUUCCAUUUAAAAAUUAUAUUAUUAUUAUUAAAAUUAGUUUAAAAAGCUAUCUCCAAUAAGUAUAAUAUAUACAACAUAAUAAGUAUUAAUAAUGGAAUAUAUAUGGAUAGAAAUAGGUAAUGUCUAUGAGGUUUCUUUUUACUUUCCUUGCACUUUAAAUAUAAGCGUUGUGUGUAGAUUUUAACUGCUGUAAUUAAUUCUAUAAAAUAUUCACCGACUACAAACACAGCUAUUUCUGGACCUAACAGAUUAAUGUUUAAAAAUUACUUAAACUGUGUCCAUGUUUAAAGACAUCAUCCCUGCCAGGAUCCAUGAGAAAAAAUAUAUUUUCUUACUCCCACAGGGACAGUUUUAGCUCUUCUUACAUUUCCUUGGAUUUAUAGAGGAAAAUUCAUAUUUCCAGGAAAUACAUUUUUUUCUAAUUAUUUUGUCUCUGUAAGCAAGGAAAAAUGGAAAGUGCAAUGAUUAUAUGUUUCCUUCCAGUAGGUAAAAGGAAUAAAAUGUUGAAUAAAAAUGUGUUUGUUCCUAGUAAAAUAGAAAAAUAAAUUUGAAAGUUAAAAAAA
Molecule: messenger RNA, 3058 nt
Organism: Mus musculus (house mouse)
Lineage: Eukaryota; Metazoa; Chordata; Mammalia; Rodentia; Muridae
Gene: C4bp
Product: complement component 4 binding protein
Exons: 11
Coding region: 216-1625 (469 amino acids)
Cellular component (GO): extracellular region
Source: RefSeq, marked validated